Symbiodinium pilosum is the source of this 1776-nucleotide messenger RNA. Lineage: Eukaryota; Dinophyceae; Suessiales; Symbiodiniaceae. The record is from the annotation of a GenBank genome assembly.
AUGCUGGACCGGUUGGUGGGCCCUGAGCUUCGCCAGAAGCUUGACGAUUCGCCUGUUCUUGUCGUUGGUGCAGGAGGCAUCGGCUGCGAACUCUUGAAGAACCUCGUGCUGACUGGGUUCAGGAGUAUAGAAGUGAUCGACCUGGAUACGAUCGACGUCCGCAAUCUGAACCGCCAGUUUCUGUUUCGUCGCCAUCAUGUGGGUCAGUCUAAGGCCAAGGCGGUGGCCAAGAUGUGUCCCGAGGCACGCUUGGAGGCGUACCACGCCAACGUGAAGGAAGAUCGCUUCGAUGUGGCGUUCUUUGGGCGGUUCCGUGUGGUCAUGAACGCGCUUGACAAUGUAGAGGCGAGGCGACACAUGAAUCGUAUGUGCCUUGCAGCAGGAACCGUGUUAAUUGAGAGCGGUACCCAGGGCUAUGUAGGCCAAACCACCGUCAUCUCCAAAUCGGACGGUACCCAGUGCUUUGAGUGCAAACCAGUGCCUACACCACAGACGUACGCUGUGUGCACCAUUCGUAACACGCCAGACAAACCGGUACACUGCCUGGUGUGGGCCAAGCUCAUCUACGACACCAUGCCUCAGAAAAUCGUUCAGCUCGUGGGCACCACGUGCAGAUGCCAUUUCAAAGCCCAGACGGCCGCCAGACGAAGCGGCUGGAUCCCCAUCUUGAUGUCGAUCCUGCGCUGCGACGACGCUUCCACCACCGAGCUCGUACGUAUAGCAGCAGAUGAGGACGGAAGAUUUCGCACCAACCAACACGAAUUGGUAGAUGAAAUGGACGUCCAGCGCGUGGUGGAGAACGCCGAGGAGCUGGAGUGGACCACCUGGAAGAUCAACGCCGCCAAAGAGCUGCUGCGCAUCCUGGGGCUGCACGUAUUAAUUACCGUAGGCAUCACACGAUCGAUGGGCGUCUCGACGCUCGAUGUGCUGUCGCAGGCGCUGGGCGUGGGCUACUUUGUGAGAGUGGCGUGGUCGGUGUCGUUCUACCCGCAGGUGUGGCUCAACUACACGCGCCAAAGCGUUCGAGGGCUCAGCUUCGAGUUCUUGGCGUACAAUGCCACGGGAUUCUUCUUCUAUUCCAUCUUCAACGUGGUCACCUUCGUGGAGCAGCGCCGGCUGCACCUGGACGCGGCGGUGGAACCCAACGAUGUGGCGUUUGCGCUUCGCGCUCUGCUGAUCACGCUCGUCACCAUUGGUCAGUGCCUGGUGUACGAGCGUGGUGGCCAGCGGGUGAAUCGGGCGCAUGUGGUCGUUAUCCUGGCGUUGUGGCUGCUGGCGGCCUAUAACGUGGUGCUGUGUCUUCUGGGCAUAUUGCCUUGGGCGGCUCACGUGAAGCCUGGCACCGAGGCAACUUUUCAGUACACGCUGAUGCAAUACUUUGGGCUGAGCAAGGGCUUCAUCUCCUUCAUCAAGUAUGUGCCCCAAGCCUACUUCAAUUAUCAGCGUAAAAGCACAGUGGGCUGGUCGAUUGGAAACAUCCUCCUGGACUUCACGGGUGGCUUUCUUUCGUUCCUGCAGCAAGCUGCGGAUGCCUAUCGCCAGAACGAUACGAAGAUCUUCACCAAGGAUAUUUCCAAGCUGCUGUUAUCCAUUGAAUCAAUGGUAUUCGAUGUCUUGUUUAUGGUCCAGCACUACGUGCUGUAUCCUCAGCGAGCUCAAGUACAAGACGAGAUGAAGAACGAAGCACCGGAUCUUGUCGAAUCCUUAAUUGAUCAAGCUGCUGCUCCUGCUGCUGCUCCUGAUGAUCAGCCAGAGCCGGGCCAUGCUCGUUCGUAG